AUGGGCUGCUCCAAUUCCAAGAAAUCCAAAACCAAAGGGGACGCACUAGACCUUCAUAAGAACAGUUCAGCAGGUGGAGGAGGUUCCGGUUCCUCCCACGAUGCUAGGAGCCCACCCAAUACACCUAAAAGGAGCAAGGCACCCAAAACCUCCUCCAUGAAGCAGAAAGCUAAGGCAAUGGAGCAGAAGGAUGAGGUGAAAAACAGGAAUGAAGUUACUGUCGAGAGUCCCGAAACGGGGCCUUCCUUCUCCAUCCGCGGAGCACCGUCGUGGGUACGGCCGCUUCACGCGGUGGAGAUUUCUCGAGCGAAUGACGGUCAUGAAUCUCCAUCAAUGCCGGCCCUUCAAGCCGUUGAGGUUCAUGAGACACGAGUCAUACACCCACCGCCCUCAACCCGAGUACGGGCAUCUGGCGCAGAGCAUUACGCUGUGCGGACUAGAAGUGACAUGCAUGUUUUGUCAUCACCCAUGGUCGCGUCGUUGGCGUCGUCAGAGUUGGAUCUAUACUUGUUGCACCCUUCAGCGAGACCUCAUCGAGGCUCGGCCGCUGAUGUAGCUCUUUUUCAAGAGCGUCCGCUGCCCAUACUGAGGCCUUCCUCGCAUCUCCCGAGAUCGCUGAUCACUGAUCGCUUGGGAAAAAGGCAACACCUGUCCGAGUUGGAAGAUACCUUAACGACGCAGAAUUCACGUGAAAAGACGACGGCGUUUCUGAGCGGUGUUUCUGCUUCGUCGACUGCGUCAACGCCGACGCAAUCCACGACGUCGACGUCCUUGGUAGAAAAACGACAUUCCCUGUACGAACCACGGGAUAUGGCACCCAUGUGCGCUGCAACACUGCCACCGAUGACCUCGUCCAGUCAUUCUCCGAAGAGUGAAAAACCAACCGAGUCUGGGGUGGAGCCCCUGUGGGGAACGAACAGCAAGGGAUGGGAGGUCCUGGAGCAGAUCCGCCUUCUUUUGCAUGUGCGCAAUUCACGCGUGACGUGA
This is a messenger RNA of Trypanosoma rangeli, 987 nucleotides long. RefSeq lists its product as uncharacterized. The transcript has a single exon. The record is from RefSeq and is a predicted model, not a curated record. NCBI's taxonomy places the organism in Eukaryota, Euglenozoa, Kinetoplastea, Trypanosomatida, Trypanosomatidae. Bases 1 to 987 code for a protein of 328 amino acids.